AACAAAACAGGGCAAUCGUCAAGCGAUCCAUCCCCUGUCAUCCAGUCCCAGCUUCUAGCAGUCAGAGGCCUUAGUGGGACUAAGUGAUGCAUAGGCCUUGAGCUUGCCCUCUGUACUGGGGUGCUUUUCACCCAAUACAGUAUAUACAGAACUAAAUUCUACCUUCAGUUCCACUAUAGCUAAUGGAGUUGUGCUGUGUAACUGAAGGCAGAAUUUGGCUCACAGUCUGUAAAGUGUUCUGAUAUUCUUUAGGAGAAACGAUGCCUGAGAAAUGUAAGUAAUGACAAAAAAUCAAACAUCUCUCUGUCACACAGGUGCUGAUGGAAGUCAUACACAUGUAGAGAGGAAGAAUGAGCACCUAGUGGAAAAGCUUUCUUAAAAAGCCCAGCACUGACCUGAACAGUAUAAGGAAACUGGAGAUACAAGAGAAGGGAGGAAUAGGAUCAGAGAUGCAGGGCUGGUUUGAAGUUCAGGUGCUGAAAAAUGCUAGGCUGGGGUUCAAAGACAGGAUUAUUGACCAGUGGUGCUUUAGUAGUUGGUGGGGAAAGAGUUUAAGGCCAUGGUAUUACUGCAGUAUUGAUUUAUCAACCUAGCCAACACUGUGUAUGGUAUUUGAGUCACUCCUAAAUCCAGCCUCUGGCAAUGAAAAAUACAUUUAAUCCAUCUGUUAGAUUGUUUGAAGAGGUGUCUGUGUCUCGGUCACUGCCCAAGGUUGGAAUUGCUGGAAUUGAAAAUAAGUGAGAGAUGAGCCUUUAACUAUUUCCCCAACACUGCUCUUUUUUUUGGGGGGGGGGGUGUCAAAUAUCACAUUUAACUGUCUGGUAGUUGAAAAAUGAAAUGAACACUCUCCCUCUUCAUAGAAAGAAUCACUGAGAUCUCUAAUUCCACCAAAGGGCAAAAAUCAAAGCAAGGCUUUGUAUUCCAAGAGGUUGUUAUUUUUAACUGGUUGUCUCAAACUGAGAUUAUUGCUCUGCACUUAGGAGUUUGAGGAUGUAUUCACCCAGCCGUCUGUGAUCUUUAUAGAGCAGCCCAGUGCCUCAAGGUAAAACACUGAAAAACAUGCCAUACUAAAGCAACUCUUCUUUGGUUGCUGGCAUUUUCUUUAGUUCUCUCCCCAUCAUUCUAAGUAAUCAUUAUUAAUAAGGGAUGUUUACAUGAAAACAAAAUCUUUGUUUUUAUGGUUCACACAAUGGUUAACCUGCUGCUCCCCCAUUUGAAAUCCUAAUCCUUCCCUUGUGACCUACCAAUCAUCGUCACCACAUGCAGUUGUGUGACAUUACAGGCUGAAGAUAAGGAACUCCAGUGGCUAAAAUAGCAAGGGGUGCUGCAGGUCAAGGCUGAGUUGCAUCAGCAGAGCUAUAUUGGGGACCCAAGAAUAGCAUGGGACAAUUGUAGCUCAGCAUUGAGGUGCAAUGGCAGAUCGGUGUGAGGACCUGGGACUGGGAGAAGACAAUUCUCAAAAUCAAUCUCUAGUGGCCCAUCAAUUUUAAACAUGACAUUUUUCUUGCAUAAUUCUGGGUCUUGUUCAGAGCUAACACUUUUUGGUCUUUCUCAGUUCUGCUAGGAAAGGCAGCUCAAUAAACCAAAGUUUCUCUAGAGAAACUGUUGGUGAGGUUUUUUUCUGAGGUCCUCUGGAUAAUAGCUUUUCAGGUAAAGCAAGUUGGAGAGGCUUCCCUGCAUGUACAGACUGGAUGCCUUGGGGGAGUGAAGAUGGGCUAUGGAGCCUUUAACUUCCAGGUCAUGAUUGCAGUCCAGCCUGGGUUAGAAGUGCUGAAAGUUAUUCCCAUAUGAGAGCUGUUUGGUGGCCUUUGUGAAUGCACUUCCAGGAUUAUCUCCCACUGGUUUCUGGCAGGACAUGUACCUACAGCAUAAAAAACACUAAUGCAAUUGACACUAAUUGAGCCACUUCCUACUCUGCCAUUGUCAGCCUCAACAGGCAGGUCAGAGAUUCAGUGAGCCAUGGGAACUGAGCAUUCCUUCGGAUCCUAAAAAUGGUCCUUCCAGCACACAUCUCAGUUACGUUAGCAAGAAGUGUUGAUUAAGUGAAGCUUGCACCGCUACUUCCCAUGCUACAAAAAGGAAGACAUUGGUUUGCAGGGCUGUUGAUGAUGGUGUGGUACCUUUCACCGCCACUAAACACAUGUAAGAUGUGAAUUCAGGCUCCAGAAAUCUGGACUCUUUGGACACAUAUGUCGUACUCAUGUGGCUUAAGCAGUAAGUACUACAAUUUGGUUUUCUGCCACCUCCAAAACAGGGAGUACAACCUCUCUGUACACAAGUUCUUUCCCUCACUGGAAAUCAAGGCUAUCCAUGCCGAAAAGCUUUUGUAGAGGAAGGUCUUUCUUUCAUUCUUCAACAUGGUGCUCACCGUCCAAAAAAUAUUUUUUUUAUUGCAAGAUCCUCCUUUUGCCCAUAGUUUGUAUCUCUCACAAGGAUAAUAAGUAGGCCACUGUGGAGGAUGAGUGCCUUCUUCUGCUGGGUGAGGGGGUCACUUAGAUCACAGGAAAUAGCUAACAGAACAACGCUGUUAUCACUUACACUGAGGUCAUCCCUAUUAUCAGCCUGCUUGGGCGUGGGGUGCACAUUUUCAUCAUUAGAUUACUGGGUGGAGACAAUGGCCUGUGGGAAACAGCGUCUGCAUUGGUAUGUUUUGAGCCCUCUUGAUGAAAAGUGAACCACUAAUCUGAGUCUAGUUCCGAUGCCCAUCAGCCAUGCCAGUUAAUGGGGUCGUUCCCAGCUGGUAACUUCAUUCAAUCCAAUCCCAGGUUUGUGGGCCUGAACAAGAGAUCACAACAUUGGAUACAGGCCAACUGCCCCUAGCAAGGGACUAUUACAGAUUAACCAACAGGCUGGUCUCAAUGCCCCUGGUACCCUGAGUGAGAAGAGAUCACAGACCCAAUGAAUAGUUCACAGUGUCCUUAGCAAGAGGAGAUAACAACCCCUUCUAUGAGCUAGAUUCAGAGGUCACAGCUCCUCCCAGACAUUGACAUUCUUGUAUCUCUUCCAGCUUUGCCCUGUCACCAAGGCACAGUAUGGAAGCCAUUGCCAAAUUUGAUUUCAAUGCUUCUGGAGAGGAUGAACUGAGUUUCCGUACCGGGGACAUACUGAAGAUUUUAAGCUCCCAGGAAGAGUGGUACAAGGCUGAGCUGAGAAGUCAUGAAGGAUAUGUCCCCAAGAACUUCAUAGAUAUUCACAUUCCCAUCUGGUUUAAUGAAGGGAUAUCCCGCCAUGAGGCAGAGAACUUACUCAUGAGCAAGGAAGUCGGCUCUUUCAUCAUCCGAGCCAGCCAGAACUCCCCUGGUGAUUUCUCCAUCUCUGUCAGGCAUGAGGAUGAUGUCCAGCACUUCAGGGUGAUGAGGGAUACAAAGGGCAACUACUACUUAUGGACAGAGAAAUUCCAGUCACUAAACAAAUUGGUGGAGUACUAUAAGACCUCCUCUAUCUCCAGGCAGAAGCUGAUAUUCCUGAGAGAUGGGAGCCAAGAAGAGAAGGAGAGGCGUGGUGGGAGCCUGGAACGGGGGCUACAGGAAGGACUCCGCCUGAGUGGAGCAGCUGGAGAAAUCCGAGCAUCAAUGUCCAAGAGAUAUGCAGAUCCCUCACCACCCCUGCAGCAGCAGCAGCAACAGGACAGAGGUGGUGGGAGCCUGGACAGGAAGGAUGGGCUUCAUCGCCUCAGAGACCAUGGAGAAGGGAGUGCAGCAUCCAUGUACCGGAGACAAACCGAACCAUCAUUUCAACAAUCACAGCAAACACUAUGGGUCCAAGCCCUGUAUGACUUUGAGGCAUUGGAGUGUGAUGAGCUAGGAUUCCGCAGUGGAGACAUCGUAGAAGUCCUGGACAACUCUAACCCGUGUUGGUGGAAAGGGCGCCUGCGUGGCAAAUUGGGUCUCUUCCCUUCCAACUAUGUUACACCAGUGACCCGGUGAUUCUGCAGCAUUCCAAGAUGCGUUGGGAUGGAGUUGCUCUGGCGUGUCGGGGGCAGAGAGAGCAUCUGCCAUGCAACCAGAACAUACCACGUUUUUAUUACAAUAAUAAUUUAUUGGCAGCUGAUCCAUUGAUUAGUUAAUAUUAAAGGGAUCUCUGGAGAGCGGUGGGGGUUUUCUCUCCUUUUACACUCCAGUGUUAGAGGGAGCAAGAAUCCUGGAUCAUCCAUGAGGUCUUGCUGGAUCCUGCCUGCACUGCCAUCAUUUUGGCAAAAUGUUGCUAACUCAGACUUUGCUAAAUUAGAUAAGUCACAUGGGAACCCACCUCAAGCAAGCCAGGUUUCAGCUUGUAGGCAGCCCCACCUCCUCCAACAUCUGAGCACUACCUUUUGGACCUUGCGACAUGCCAUCUAGCAGAGGAAGGGAUAUGGUCCUGUAAACUGGUGUACAGAGCAAUCCAAUGUGGAACCAAUAUGUGGGGGGAGAGAGAAACCAAGUUCUUUGCAGCUUCUUAUAGACCUGCCCUCAUGCACUCCUGCCCAUACCACAUGUACUCCUGUCCACUGUCCAAGCUGCCUUCCAAGAUAUGCUGCACUUUCCAUUAAACAGUCCUGUAAGGGGGCCUGGCUUUUCAGACAAACCAAUAGUCACCAGCUGGAAAUAUGGUGGAAGUCACCAAUAGUUUUGUUAAAUUGGAUUUUUUUUUGUGGUAUGUUGCUGCCUAAAAAUCUUCCUCCUCUAUUUUUGGGAAUCUGGAAUCCCUGUUUAUAUAACCUUGAGUUGCUGGUAACAUGCAUCAUCCACCUCUGUGUAUCUAUGUGAACACACACACACAAACAAAUAUACAUACACACACUCUCCUGCAAAGGUAUUUGAUCAUUGCGGGGUGGGCAGAAGACAACCAUAUAUUGUCCCAAUUUCACAUCCCUGAUUUUCCACCCGCCCCUCUCAUGGCCUCCAGCUUCCCCAUACCUAGCUUCUUUUUCACCUCUCCUGAGUAUCCAUCUCUUGGGUCUCUUGUUAUGAAUAUUAUCAUAGUGCCAGAAGCAAUCUCUAGCUAGCACUAUUUUGAUGCCAGAUUCCAGGCAGGGCUACUACUCUACUUGUGGGAAUGCAGUGAAUAAAGUUGCAAUCAAGAACAGUCUCCUCUAUAUACCUGUUUCCUUUGAACUAAAUAAGGUAAAUGCCCAACACAUUGGAAACAAGAUUGAAAUUUUAAAAAAGGAGAGAGUUGUACAAAUCACCAAUUGUGAUAUAAAUGAAUUGCAAAUACACAUUUAAAAUGAUCAAAAUCUUGAGCGAGAGCAUUGAGUAACUGCUACUCAUGCAAGUUGAAAUUUAGCAAGCUGCCUGAAUAAAAUAGUUUCCUACCAUGUUUAAGACCUCAGGAGUCAGCAAGGAAGUGCUGAUUUCAGUUUAUUUGGCAUGAAAGAAAACACAAACCAGACCCAUCAGUAAAAAUGGACUUGAUAAAGGAUAAAACCAAUGGGGGAAAAAAGAAAAGAGGAGCCAGGCUGAAUGCCAUCUAAUGACAUGGCAUAAAUACCAUUGUCACAAGAUGUGCAACAUUUGCUGUUCUUGAGCAGUAAGGAGCUUUUCUGGAAUGCUUGAGGGAACUGGAACAAAUUAAGUACAGUUUAAAAAAUAUAAAUAUAAAGAAGAAUAUUGCUUAUAAAGGCAGGAAUAGGUAUUGAGAGCUUAACAGGAAUUUGGUCAGGGGCAUCAUUUAGGUAGGGUGGGGAGAUGGGGGAGGGAGAGUUGAAAUGUGUGAGCAGUUACCAUGUGUGAACAACUCAGACACCAGAUCCAGAGACCAGCUCUGCUCUCUGAAACCUUUGGUGUUUGGAGCCCCAUGGGCAACCUGAAGCCUCCACUCCCCAACCUACGCAGCCCAGCUGCAGGGACCCACCUGUCUGACUGCAGCUCUGCUCCAACCUCAUCCGCUGCCACACUCCAUUGCCACUGACUGGCCCCAGCACUUGGGGCCAGAAGCUGUGACUUGCAAAUUUGUGGCCAGAAGUAUAGGUUGCUAGGGAAUCAAUGAAGCAGAUGAUCUGACAUGGAUCUUCUGUCUCACGUGUGACAAGUGGAAAGUGCUCAGUUUAAUGGAUGUAGGCAGGACUCCUCUGUUGUGGGCAUGGUGAGAGGGCUGGCUCAGGGUACCGUGGCUGAGAGGAGCCCAAUCACCUCCAUAAACAAAGCCAACAUUUCCCUUGCACCCUGCAGAUUAUAGGGCAUGACUGGUCCCAGCCCCCCUGUGCUGCACUGCAAUGCUCCAGCCCAGUAGUGGAUUGGGGGCUGAUGUCUUCUACUACAGAGUGUCAGCUUUUCCAGGAAAAGGACAAUGAGGUCUCUCCCAUCUGUGAAGGGGACAGUCUAAUUAUGGAUUUUUACAUUUUAUCCAAGAGUUUCAAGGGAACUAAGCAGUCUCUUGACCCCCACUGAAAGUUGCCCCCUCCCCUACUGAAAUCUGAAAUGAAGCCCCUGAAUUUGGUUACCCAGGUUUAGAACAAUGAGUUUCCGGAAACAGUGGGACAAGGUGGGUGAGGUAAUAUCUUUUAUUGGACCAACUUCUGUUGGUGAGAGAGACAAGCUUUAUCCAGUAAAAGAGAUUACUUCACUCACCUUGUACCUCUAAGAUCCUGGGACUGAUAUAGCUACAACACUGCAGGAAACAGAGGGACAUGCUAAAAUCUGUUGAGUGAAAUUCAGCUGUGGUACAAAUGGUUGCAUUUCCGUUUUCCUCAAUUACCUUGUGCUAUAUCUGGGCUGGCUUUGGUCCUGGUGGUUCUAUAUGGGCUAGAUUCUGACACCCCUAUGCAGAGUAAUCCUUUCUCUUUGAGCAGCCCCCUAGAAAAUCAAUGGGACUGUUCAUAGAGUGAGGUAUCCUGUUCAAUGGAAGGGUGUCAGAAUCUAACCCUAAGUGACUCCACAGCUUCACAAGGUAGGGCCACCCAGAGGAUUCAGGGGGCCUGGGGUCUUCGGCGGCAGGGGGCCCCCGCCGCCAAACUGCCGCCGAAGACCCAGAG
Molecule: messenger RNA, 6952 nt
Organism: Chrysemys picta bellii (western painted turtle)
Lineage: Eukaryota; Metazoa; Chordata; Testudines; Emydidae
Source: RefSeq, a predicted model, not a curated record